AUAAGACGGGCGCUCAUGCAACAUCUUGUGCUAUUUAGGGUUUUAGGCCCUCUCUCAUAUUGUGGACGGAAUCCGUGCUCACCGCUCCAGUUGCUGCGCGAUUUCAGUAUCACACAAACAAUAGCUUUGCAGGUUCAAUUGCGUUUGGACGGCAGAUUGCCUUGUGGCAAGAUGAAUGCUCCCGAUCGCUAUGAGCGCUUCGUUGUGCCCGAAGGCAUGAAGAAGGUGGCCUACGAGAGGGAUAUGAAGGUGAUGAAUGCCGCCACUUUUACCCUGCAGCGAGAGGAUCACACCAUCGGAAACAUCCUCCGCAUGCAGCUGCACCGCGACCCCAGUGUGUUGUUCGCAGGUUACAAACUGCCUCACCCUCUUCAAUACAGGGUUGUGGUGAAGAUUCAAACGAAUAGUCAGUCUUCCCCAAUGCAGGCUUAUAAUUUGGCCAUCACUGAUCUGACGAAGGAGCUAGACCACCUUAAAGCUACCUUCGAGGUGAAUUUGAUGCAAAUCUUGAAAGUCCUGGUGUUCGUCACAGAAAUCUCUUUAGUAAUUUCGAAAAAUAUUCAUUUGUAUGGGUCAACACUUUGAGUGAUGUUCAUUACUCAUGCCUGGAGAUGCUGAAGUGUUGUUCAGCUGAAGUCUAAUGUUUUAUACUUCAAAUUUGCAGCAAGAGACAAAUCAGAAACAGGCAGAGUACUACUAGACUGUCCGGAGAAUCUGACAGGUUGGGCGAAGCUCGUUGUCAUCCUGGGCUACAUCAGCUCUCUUUUUUCCUUUUUGCCCUUUUAUCUUUUCUAGAAAAACCGUGAGCUGCCUUUGAAGCAGACGCCAUCAACUCGUUAGAAGUGACUAGCUAAUUUUUACUGAAACAGAGAGGCGAAGACCACUAAAACGUGCUUUCAGUUGCCACAUUUUCAUAUUGUAUCGUGUGCAAAGAGUCCAGAGAAAAACAAUUGAGUUAUUUCAAAAAACUUUGUAACAUCGAAGUUGUUGAUGGUAUUGGAAAGCGCCUUUUUAUCCUUUUCAAGCUAA
This is a messenger RNA of Physcomitrium patens, 1029 nucleotides long. Lineage: Eukaryota; Viridiplantae; Streptophyta; Bryopsida; Funariales; Funariaceae. The record is from RefSeq and is a predicted model, not a curated record.